GGAUUUCCCAUUCAGAACAUAACGUUCAUAAAACUCUUCCAGUUCAUUUCUUACAAAUCUGGGUAAAACCCGAUAAUCCAAAACUCUCCCCAGCCUAUCAUACAAAAACGUUUUCCGAGUCCGCUAAAGAAAAUAAGUUGGUCCGAAUUAUUUCUCCGGAUAAAAAACACGUUCCGGAUACAAUUGGAAUUCACACAGAUUUUCAUAUGUAUGCCAGUUUAUUAGAUCAGGGAGCAAAGGUUACACAUAAAGUUCAAGGAAAUGCUAAUGACGGAGAUAAUAAAAGAAAAUUAUAUAUUCACGUUAUUGAAAAGGAGGGGAUGAAAGUUUUAAUUAAUGGAGAGAGUUUAUUGAAACAUGGAGAUGGUGCUUUUAUUACCGAAGCUAUUAGCGGAGAUGAAAUCAUUUUUGAAUCCGUUGGCAAUAGAACUGCCGAAUUUGUUAUUUUUGAUUUAGCUUAA
Funneliformis mosseae is the source of this 461-nucleotide messenger RNA. The record is from the annotation of a GenBank genome assembly. NCBI's taxonomy places the organism in Eukaryota, Fungi, Glomeromycota, Glomeromycetes, Glomerales, Glomeraceae.